Owenia fusiformis is the source of this 630-nucleotide messenger RNA. The record is from the annotation of a GenBank genome assembly. Lineage: Eukaryota; Metazoa; Annelida; Polychaeta; Sabellida; Oweniidae.
UGAUAAAUAAGGUUCAGUGCGUGAGAGAUCCAAGAUUCCUUUCUAAACAUGGGAGAUGGAUAUUACACGAUGGAAGUUUAAAAUGGGGAUUGCACUCAAAAUGUAUUUCAAAGAUGUUGACCCCGACAGAACUCAGAACUUGUUUUCAAAAAUUAAGAAACAUAAAUUGCUACGGAGACUCUCAUCUCGUUUAUACAAUGACUUAUUUUCAACAACUGAUUGAAAAUAGAUCAGUUUAUCAUAAAGCACACACAAAUUGGAAAUUUGAUAAUGAUCAUCUUUCCUUCCAUUGGUCAAUCAGAGUGCUUGAAGUUUCACAAAAUCUGCUUCAAAAUAUUAAACCAGCUGUGGUAAAAACUGGGGAUCAACGUUACAGUACUAUAAUUUUGGAUAAUGGAGCUUGGGAUUUGUACAAAGGGACAUUGUCUAACUAUCUCAAUUCUAUUCAAACCUUACUUGUGCCACUUUUAAGAAAAUAUCGCCAAAAUCCAACAUGGAACAAUACACGUAUCAUCUGGUUUGGUAAUAUAGCAUGGCCUCAUAAACCAGGGUACAUGACUCAAGGACACCAUGAGAGGAAUGACUUUAGAAUUGCUGUUGCAAAUGCUCUUACCGAGUCACUCACCAAGG